AUGGCUGGGUAUGCGAGACUUCUGAAGAUCCACGCUUUUAUCGACCUUUACUAUUGCAUUGUCAACGUGGCAACCAGCGUGGUAGGUUUCAGAUGCUGUUCAGUGAUAUAUACAUACAUGUUUAGGAGCCCUUCCCCUAUGGCGGCUAUUUUUAUCUUGUUCCAACGGGAUUUCUUCGACACGUCGACAAUCGACACUGGUGGAUUUUCUUUUUUGCGGUUUAUUACAAUUCGAUCCUGGCGGAGAUGUCGAUCAGCCCGGUGGAUUUUUAUUACCGAUAUCGGGAUAUCUGUCGGUAAGUGUCUCGAGUUCAGCAAGAGCACGUGUAUAAGGGGUCUCUAUUCUAGUUCUGAUUUCGGAUCCCAAGCCCAAAUAAUACUAAAUAAACAAAAUGACUAUACAGGGUGCGCCAAUAAAAUCUGGACUAAUGUUUUUGCUUGCCCUGCGGGCUGUAACAGUACGAGAACAAAGUGGGCGAUUGUGGAUACGUGUAAUACGUCCAAGAAGCUAUCUUUAAAGUUUCAGACAAAAUAAUCGUCUACGACACUUGUUUUGCCAUUAUAAGUGCAUACAACUAAGGCGCCUGAAACACGGACCCCAAAUUGGUCAAAAAAUGGUUGCGCUAUCUUUACCGUUUUAUGCUAUGGACUGAAAUUUACUUUUUCUAAUAGAGCUCCGUUCGGUUUUUAUACACUGAAAUUGAUUUUGCCUCAUUAUGACAAUUAGGCUUUUUACAGCUCGCCAAAGUUGGCUUAAAAACGGGCCCUUUUUCCCGAGAACUUCCGUUAAAUCAAAGAUUUUUAUGUAGAAGUUUCCCUGUGUGAUUCCAAACAUGUUAAGCAUCAGAACUACUUUUGCAAGGAUAACCAGAGUCAGCAUAGUCGCCUUUCAAAAAGGAUUUUUCUAUCUGCUGCCUCUGGGGAUGAAAUAGUGGCUGUAGGGGCAUAAUUUACUAUAUCCUCGCUAUUCGAGUGAGCUUGGACUAGAUAUUUCUAAAAGUGAUUUGGAUACAUCAGCAUGUAUCCAGUAUACAACUCUAUGUUGAUUUUUACGCUCAAGGCCUUUCAUACUUGUUGCAAACUGCCAAAACGUUUCAAGUUCCGAAUGACCGUGCCUUGAAUUCCCCCCAUGAACUUUUAUUUAUGAAAAAACGGUCCCCUUGUAUGUGCGGAUUUUCUUUUACACUACAGGGUGUUUCAAGAAAUUUGGAACAAAUGAUUUGCUUAUAUCUUUGUGUUAUUUGCAGCUAUCAACGAAUUUCUUUUUGCUUCUAAAAAUUGACAGCGUGCGUUUUUAGAAUCUCAAAAAAAUUUGUUUUUCGUCGGCGGAGGGCCCAUUUCUCGGCGGAGAAAAUUAGGGCCUUUUUUAAAAAUCACAGCGUAUUACGUGGCGGAAACGCCGUUGCACCGGCUGAAAUCAAGUUUACGUUACACCUCCGUCGAUUUUACGGUAUGCAUUUUUUUGUUUUCGAUUUUACGCGCACCGCGGAGGCGCGGCGGAGACUUCAGAUUUCGGCGGACGUUGUUUCGGGCCUUCAGAUGUUGCAAUUCAUGUUGGAAAAGAGGUUGGGGUGAUUUUUUGUUGUCAUCCGAUGCACAGAUGGCAAAAAUUUCGUGCUUUUUAUCCCCGGCGGAGGAGUCGGCGGAGGCUUUAUCAAAGGGUAAAAACAAAACUCCGCCGAUUUGUCCGCCGGACCAAAAAAAUCAAAAAUCUUUGAAAGGCAAUGCUGCUCUGAUGGAUUCUUGUAGCUGAGAUUUUUCCCGGACUCGUAAGACUGCUUUGACCCUUUGAUAAAGCCUCCGCCGAAUCCUCCGCCGGGGAAAAAAGCACGAAAUUUUUGCCAUCUGUGCAUCGGAUGACAACAAAAAAUCACCCCAACCUCUUUUCCAACAUGAAUUGCAACAUCUGAAGGCCCGAAACAACGUCCGCCGAAAUCUGAAGUCUCCGCCGCGCCUCCGCGGUGCGCGUAAAAUCGAAAACAAAAAAAUGCAUACCGUAAAAUCGACGGAGGUGUAACGUAAACUUGAUUUCAGCCGGUGCAACGGCGUUUCCGCCACGUAAUACGCUGUGAUUUUUAAAAAAGGCCCUAAUUUUCUCCGCCGAGAAAUGGGCCCUCCGCCGACGAAAAACAAAUUUUUUUGAGAUUCUAAAAACGCACGCUGUCAAUUUUUAGAAGCAAAAAGAAAUUCGUUGAUAGCUGCAAAGAACACAAAGAUAUAAGCAAAUCAUUUGUUCCAAAUUUCUUGAAACACCCUGUAUAACAAUUGGCUAUGUAUACGCUCUGUAAUCACGAAAUUUUGGAGCAACACGAGCUAUAAUCUGGCGUUGAGAUCUUUAAAAACACAAAAAUCCAAAUUUUUGGGUAUUUUUUUGUUUCCGCCACCAGCGCCGUCAGAUCGGCCGCCAACCCUGGUUCCGUAGGCUGUUACAAAGACAACAGCACGUACUUUAUAUACAAUCAAUUUGAAGAACGUCAGUGACUGUUAGCAGAAAUAAUGGAAGAAUCAAUAUCCCAGUCAUCAUCUGGAAAAAAAAUUUCUGCACCUCCAAAAACUUUUGAUUAUUUUUUUCAGCCUUGCAAUAGGCAUCGACCUGGUUAUUACCGUUGCUGUAUAGCACUGUUGUUACCCUUUCUAAAAGUGGUAAAAGUUUCCGUUCUCAGGCCAUCCGAAAGGGCUAUAUGGAAUUUAGUUUUGUCCAGAUUUUAUUGGCGCACCCUGUACAAACUCAGGAAACGACCAACUAUGCCCUAGGCAACAACUUCAAUAAUAAACUCACAACAAUUGACUCCACCAAAACAAGAGUUGACCAUAGACAAAUAAUAGACAACAGUAGAAAUAGACGGUUUAUUGCUCCAAACAACAUACAACCGCAUAAGCGGGAAAGAGAGACACGAAAUAAUACAGGGUGGUCCAGCUAAGUUCGCGGAUGUAAAAUGCUUAUAACUUUUUAUAGGAUUGUUCAAUUUUUAUGAGCAAUAGCUCAUUUUAUUCCUUAGUAGUUGCCAUUUUGCUUAAAAAAAAGAUCGUUAAAAACGAUCAAUCCUACGUCGAGUUAUGACCCUUCAAAGUCAAACAUGCUUUUUCACGUAAAUUUUUAAAAAAAUUUAAUUUUUAAAAAUUUUUGAAUUGCGGUGUCACCGCUCGCUGUUACCGGGAAAUGAUGGUGAACAGAGCGAUCCCAGCUAUGCAAAAUUGGCCCAAUUUUGCCAGUCUUUGGUAUUCUUCCAUAAUUUGGCGCCUCAUUUGUUCAUCCUGGCGAACUCGUUCCACCUCUUCGAUUACGCGCUUCGAUUCCACGUCUUUGGGCGCCAAUCCCUGAUGAAAAUCCGCUGUUUUAAGAACCCCCAAAUGGAGAAAUCUAGCGGAGUUAGAUCAGGUGAACGCGGGGGCCAAGCAAUUGGAGCUGGUUGCCGCGCAGAUCCCCGGCCCAUCCAACGACCUGGAAAAACCUGGUCAAGGAGUUGACGGACCGCUAUAG
Messenger RNA from Bursaphelenchus xylophilus (pine wood nematode), 3480 nucleotides. The record is from the annotation of a GenBank genome assembly. NCBI's taxonomy places the organism in Eukaryota, Metazoa, Nematoda, Chromadorea, Rhabditida, Aphelenchoididae.